CGGCGGGGGGAGGACGGGCUUGCGGGGGUGCGUCCCCUCGCUCUCCUUCCAGCGCUGUGAGAAGGCGAGAGCGGGCCUGCUGCUGGGCUCCUUGCAAACACCGUGGUGGUACGUGCACGUUGAGGGUGAGGGCCGAAAACGGGAUUCACGCAGAGCUUUGGGUGCAGGAUUGUCUUUCAGGUGUAUUGCAUACCAAGUAUAAAAGUGGAAGCUCCAUAGCAUACAAAGGUGACAUGGACAGCUCACUGGAAAAUACGACUCUUUCAUCAUCCAGUUGUUCUUUACAGUCAGAAUUUACCCAAAGUGGAAGAAAGAACAGCAUCAGUUCUUUUGAUGAUUUUCUACAAGGUUUUAAAAACUUGGAUUGCUUCGAUGAGCGAGAUUCUUUUCAUGAUUUAAGUGAGCUAGAAAGAGAGGAAAAGAUCCUUAACGGCUCUGGAGCUGAUACAGUUCAACAUACAGUUGUGUAUAUGGAAAAAGAUGACACCUUACCGCCCCAUUUGGCUGCAAAUACACAAACGUGUAGUGACCAGAAUACUACCAAUGGUUUCAUAAGGAAGACUGUAAAUGGACCUGCAACUCAAACAAGCAAUAGUCAAGGCUUAAUACCACCUCACAUCGGUCAGAUAUAUGAUGAAUUAUUUGUCAUACAUCAGAAGCUCCAGCAAGAAAAUUCAGCACAGCAGCUUUUUAGACACGAAGCAGCUUUAGCCAAAAUAAGAGGCGUUGAAGAAGAAGUUCACACAAAAUUUCAAAUAAUAAAAGAGCAACAUGAGGCAGAGGUGAAACAGCUGACAGAAGCCUUAAGAGAAAUAACUAAAGAAAAUAGGAGGCUCAAGUCAUCGUUUGACACCUUGAAGGAAAUGAAUGACUCCUUAAGAAAACAGUUAAGUGAUGUAAGUGAGCUGAACAAAAAGUUGGAAGGUCAAGCAAGAAAAGUACAAGCUCGUUUAGAGAAUCUGCAGAGGAAGCAUGAAUUUUUAACGGUACAGAAGUCUAAAGAUAUAUGUCAAGUGGUGCAACAAAGCAAGCCUGUCAAGCAGGAAAAAGGGACAGUAACAUCAAAAAUUGCUAAGGUACCACUGAAUUCACAAGUUUAUGAGCUUUUAACUGUUCUUAUGGAUUGGAUCUCAGACCAGCACCUUAGCAAAAUAAAAAUACAAGAAGAAAGAGAGGACAGUCAUAAACUUCUGUUUACCCAGAACUCCAAAAAAACUUACACCCAGGAAAAGUGUAUGAAGCUUUUGCCUGUAGUUGCUGAGCAACUGCAAUGGAUGCCAUUUGUGAAUCCUAAACUACACAUGCCUGUGAUUAAAUUUAUUUACUGGUCUAUAAGACAGCUAGACAGUGGUAUGCAGCAUGCAGCAAUGACAGCAACGAUGAGGAGACUUGGUGAAGAAGUUUUCAAAGGCGUAGCAAGUAAGGGAAACCUGCAUAGUUCUUCUGAACAGUCUACUGAGAGUAAAUCAAAAUCAGCAUCUUUCUUUAAGAGUUCCUUUAUGCCUCUGAGGUUUCUGUCAACGUUAGUUGUGCUCAAGACAGUGACACAAGCAGAUUACCUGGCUCAGGCAUUUGAUUCCCUUUGCGUAGACUUGAAGACAGAUGAAGGAAAGUCUUUAUUUUUGGAGUAUGAAUGUGUGCCUGUCAUAUUAAGUCACUUAAAAAUAUCCCGUAGAGGUCUGCUUUCCAGUGCUCUUGAUGGAUUACUUCAGAUGACCAUGGAAUCUGGUUCCUUGCAGCCUUUCCUGGAAGCCUGCAGUAACGAAUCCUUUUUCCGUACUUGUUCUGUAUUACUUCGAACUCCUAAGCUAGAUCUUCAGAUUUUGGAAAAGCUCUGUGUUAUACUGCAAAAGCUCUCCAGAAUAAAAAGUAAUAAGAAGAUGUUUGAAUUGUUUACUCUUCACCUAAUGAUCCAGGAACUGCAGAGGACAACACAUCCAGAUCAUGCCUUUCUCUGUAUAAACCUCAAUUCAAUUCUGUUUAAUUUGGGAUUGGCAAGGACUAACUCUGUUGCCUCCAGUCUAAGCGCAAGUCACUAGCGUUAUCUUUCAAUCUAACUGUUUUUCUGUAUAAUUUGUACCAGCUCUUUGUGUUACUUGAAGAAGUAUUUGGAGUUUUUCGUACUGUUUUCUAUAAAUAAAUGCAUUAAAACCUCAGUUUUGUAUGAGUUACUGCGUAUCAUGUGCAGUCUCAUUGAUAUCAGUGGAUUCAUACAAGGGAAAAAUGAAAAACUGUGAUGACAUUCUUUAAUACUCUUUUUUUAAAGAGUAAUACAAUGCAGUUUUUCUGAACAACUCAUGUAAGUCAUGAAAUUUGAUCACUUCGACUAAAGUUGCUUAUCCUGAGUGAGCAGACCAGUAAUACCAACCUUUCCUUAUGAUUAUAGGUAUUAGUUACCUUUUACUCUUGAGAGAGUUUUAUCAAUUCAUUGAUUUAUUUUUAUGGUUGAUAAGUAACAGGCAGAUAUCUUCUCAAAUUCUCUUUGAGAUUUUUUUUUUUAGUGAUUAAAAUGAAGUUUUUGCUUUAACUGAACUUAUGAUUGAGUUGAUGUGUGGAAUGAGAUUUUUUUUUUUUUUUCAUUUUGAUGUCAGAAUUUCCUAGAGUCUUUUUGCUAUUUUUCUGUAUUUGUCGCAUUUAGUGUUUUAUCCUGCCUUACUUGGAUGAAUUUCUCUUGUAACUUUUGAUUGUAAUGUCUACAGAAAUGUAAAUAAAGUCUUUUCUUAAGUCUGGCAAUAACAACCCCUGUUGUUAUUAUAUUUUAAUAUUGCAGCUAUAUUUUAUAUUAAUUUUCAAGACAAUUUUCAGUCUCCUCACAUGCUUAUUUUCUGAGCACGAGGUGAAUACGUUCUGUCUUGUGUGCCAGUAGUUCAGUGUUUGGAAGUUGUCCUACAUAGAAGAUAAGAUACUUUUAAAACAUUGAACUUAAUCUUCCAUUUCUAAUUUCUGAUUCAUCAUUUGUACUCUAACUCCUGCAAGUCUUUAAUUGCAACAUUGAAACUGCAAUUAAAAUGUAAAGAUCUGCCAUAUGUUAGUCUUUGAUUAGCACUGGCAAUCAGUACAAAGCUUCAGACAGAUUUGCUUUUCAUUUCCAUAUGUCUUUUUUCAUGUUUUUCCUUUGUAUUUUUUAACAGAAGUUGUUGAAUUGAGUCUUUGAAAUGAAAUUCUAAACGGGAAUAUUUUGCAGCAAUCUGACUUUCAUUUUUGACAAGCUUUUCUAAGAAUGAACUCUGCACCAAAUUUGGCACCAAGUAUGUCCUGAAGACGGAGUCAGCGGUGUGCACCCUUUGGGUGGGAAAAGAAUUCUAGGUAACGGUUAAAUAAUUUUACUGACAGUAGAUUAUGUUUGGGAAUAAAUGUCUUCAUCAGUAGUUUCAGUUUUCUGUCAGAUUUGCCAGCAGUGCAGAAGCUUGUAUAUUCCUUUGACUGAAGACAAAAUCCUCUUAUCUAGUAACUGUAUUUCUAGUCCUCGUGUACUGCUCUGUCUUUGCUUACUCAUUAAAAAUACUAGAAAAUGAGUAACCCAAAAAACCUGUAUAAAGUUAUUAGUCUUCCUACAUCUACAACAAUGGUAAUUUUGCUCUUGGUUUUAAGCGUACUGUCACUGUGUGUGUUAAACUAGUUCUCUUCCUGUGGUACCAAUUUACCACACUUAAAUGUUUACAUCUAAUAACGGUGAAGAAAGAUAAUGUGGUAAAGAGACACAUGAAGUAUGGGCUAAGCUUUUACUAUUGGUUUUGUGUUUUGUUCACAGUAGUAAGUGUCUACAAUUAGAGAAGAUGAAUCACUAUUAACUUGCAGGUUUUAUGAUCGUGAAUGUUUACGUUAAAAUGUAAAAAGAAAAUCUUUGAACCUGUUGAAUAUUAAUGUAACUGGUGCACUAAGGAUGAAACUGAUGUUUUUGAUUUUAAAUGGAAUUUAACUGAGCUGCGCAGAGAAAUACUGGUUCUUGAUUUCACAUUCAUAUUGCGGUAAACAUAUCAGAAGAAAUAAAUAUAUGAAUUCUACAGAUGAAUAUGAAAUGUCUUAGGAAAAAUAGACA
This is a messenger RNA of Struthio camelus australis, 4039 nucleotides long. NCBI's taxonomy places the organism in Eukaryota, Metazoa, Chordata, Aves, Struthioniformes, Struthionidae. The record is from RefSeq and is a predicted model, not a curated record.